ACUGCCCCUUUAAGAGUGACACGGCUGUAGUCUAGAAGGUUCCAGCGUGUACUGCCCCUUUAAGAGUGACACGGCUGUAGCCUAGGCGAUAUUGUGUUGACUUCCGGGUUGUCCGGCGGCAAACAAGAGGGACGCCAGCACGCCCAUGACUGAAAUGACGCCGAGCAAAGCGGAUUAAAGUGCCGCAGAGAUGGCGGGGGAGGCGGAGGGUGAGAUUCCUGAUUCCGGAGCAGUUUUCACAUUUGGCAAGAGUAAAUUUGCUGACAAUAUUCCCAGUAAAUUUUGGUUAAAAAACGAUAUCCCUCACAAAAUAGCAUGCGGGGACGAACACACCGCCCUAAUAACAGAAAAUGGGAAACUCUUCAUGUUCGGCAGCAACAACUGGGGCCAGCUCGGCCUGGGGUCCAAAGUGUCUGUGAACAAGCCCACCUGUGUCAAAGCUCUCAAAUCCCAGAAGGUGCGUCUUGUCGCCUGUGGGAGAAAUCAUUCGCUCAUUUGCACAGCUCAGGGGAUUGUGUACGCCGCGGGCGGCAACAGCGAGGGUCAACUGGGGCUUGGCGACACCGAGGAGAGGACAUCCUUUCAGAGACUGGAGUUCUUCGACUCUUGUGGGCCUAUCAAAAUGCUGGCUGCGGGUUCAAACACGUCGGCGGCGCUAACUGAGAGUGGUGAGCUCUUCAUGUGGGGGGACAACUCAGAAGGUCAAGUGGGCUUAGGGAAGGAGAGCCAUGCCUGCCUGCCACAGGAAGUCAGUGCUGGACAGCCCAUCAAAUGGGUAUCCUGCGGGUAUUACCACUCCGCUUAUGUGACAGAGGAUGGAGCUUUGUACACAUUUGGGGAACGUGACAGCGGUAAACUGGGCCUGGGAACAGACCAGCUGCCCCGGCAUCGAGUCCCUCAGCUGUUGAAGACCAUCCCCGAUCCUGUCACUCAGGUGGCCUGUGGUGGCGGACACACAGUGGCCAUCACAGAGAAUGGCAUUUACACCUUUGGCUCGGGUCAGUUCGGUCAGCUCGGCCACGGGACAUUCAUAUUCGAGUCCCCGCUACCACGCCCAAUAGAGCACUUUAAGAAAGGCAGAGUGUCCCAAGUGGCGUGCGGAGAAAACCACACAGCUGUCAUCACAGACAGCGGUCUGCUCUACACAUUUGGCGACGGUAGACAUGGAAAACUGGGUCUGGGAGAAGAAAACUUCACAAACCAGUUCAAGCCGACUCUCUGUCCACGCUUCCUCAAGUGCCACGUCCAGGAAGCUGUUUGCGGUGGCUGUCAUAUGGUGGUGCUGGCUCGACCCAGGGAUGCGAGCCACAGCAACGUCUUGCUGGAAGACAACGAUGUGGCAGAGGAUUACCUGGAGAGGCCAUAUGUGGAGCUACUGGGAGACACGACAGACACCUCCACCUUGCAACGGAGCGCCCCGGCCCGGGUCCGCCGGAGGGAGAGGGAACAAUCACCGGACCAGUUUGGAACCAUGUUCAGUACGCUAAACGCUAUGACAUCAGGCUACUUGCAACCACCGCUUCCUGUCUCCGGCGACGCCAUCUCACCCAGCCCGCCUUCAUCAGAGCUGGCCCGCAGAAAGGUGCUCCAUAGCGCUCAUCAACACGGAAACGCUGGGUCGAUCGGCAAGGAACUGGCUAGCGGCAAGUCUGACAACCUUGUGGAGAGCCUGAGUGACACAGACAGUGUGAAAGGUUUGGGAGAAACCACCAACUUUCUUAACAUGACGCAUGUGAUGAAGAUGGACCCUGGAAAUAAAACCCUUAUACUUUCUCCAGUUCACAAGAAGAAGGGUAAGGAUGGUAAGACUUUAACCAGUCAGAAAGAGAAACCAUUAAAAGAUAGAAAGGCACCCGCCAAGCUUCUGAGGAGCCCAAGCAGUCACUCCCAGCAGAUGAUGACGACCAAGCGGAACAAAGAGAAUCAUAUCACAGCCUCUGAGAAGCCCAGGGACAUCAGCAAGACACCAUCCAGACAGCAGCUCCAGGCAGGGGCCUUCAGGAGUCGGCAAAUUGAUGCUGACAGGAAACUGGAACCGGACUGUAAAGCAAGUUCUGGAAAACGUAUGCGAGGUCAAAGCAAACCGACCACAGUCACGAGUCAGUCACCAGCCUUCACUUUAGAAGAUGCACUUGGAAGGAGUCCUCAGGUUAAUAACUCAAAAUCCAAUACUAUUUCCUCCAAUGAUGCCAAAGCAUCAAAGAAGGAGAAAAACAAAAAAGAAGCCAAGUCCAAUAACUGUGAGGACGCACAAAGUUUGCACCUACUUGCUGGAGCUGCUUCGUUAGUCCAGGGGGUGGCGGCAUUCAGCUCACCGAGCAGCCACCAAGGAACCACAGACAGAGUCAUCCCAUCAGCCAGCAGUACGUCUAACCAAAGCCUCAGCAGCAGUCCUGCCACGGAAAGUCAAAGAGGAAGACAACAAAUGAAGGACUCUGUUACCCAGAAUCAGGAGGAGGAAGACCCACAUGGGCAGACAAGUACAGAUGCAAGCGAGGAAGAGGAAGACCAGAAAGCGAAGGGAUCAAGUGCGGAAACAAGCAAGGAAGAAGAAGAAGAACAGAAAGGGAAGGGAUCAAGUGUGGAUACAAGCGAGGAAGAAGAAGAACAGAAAGGGAAGGGAUCAAGUGCGGAUACAAGCGAGGAAGAAGAAGAAGAACAGAAAGGGAAGGGAUCAAGUGCGGAAACAAGUGAGGAAGAAGAACAGAAAGGGAAGGGAUCAAGUGCGGAAACAAGUGAGGAAGAAAAACAGAAAGGGAAGGGAUCAAGUGCGGAAACAAGUGAGGAAGAAGAACAGAAAGGGAAGGGAUCAAGUGCGGAUACAAGUGAGGAAGAAGAACAGAAAGGGAAGGGAUCAAGUGCGGAUACAAGCGAGGAAGAAGAACAGAAAGGGAAGGGAUCAACUACAGAUGCAAGUGAGAAAGAGGAAGACCAGGACGAGAAGGAGUCAUGUGCUAAUGCAAGUGAAGACGAGGAGGAGGAGGUCCGUCAGAUGAAAGUGACAGAUGAAGAUGACAGCGGCACUCUUCAGCCAGAUGAAAAGUCAGGAAGUGAUGACGAGGAAGAAGGUGAAAGUGCUCAAGAAGAAGAAGAAGAAGAGGAGGAUGAAACAUCUGUAAGGGAAAGUGAGAAUGAGAAGAAAGAUAGCCAAGGGGGGACUAUCACAGAAGAGACUGGGGAAGAUGAGGGAGAGUCCAGCCAUGAAUCAGAAGGUGAAGAGGAAGAGUCUGAAAUUGAUGGAAGUGAGGAAGAAAAGGACAGCAAAGAAGAAGAUUCUGCGUCUUCGGCGGGCAGUGUUGAAGAGGAGGAAGAGGAGGAAUGUACUGAGGAAGCAGAAAGCAAAAAUGAAACUGAAGAAGAAGAGGAAGAGGAGGAGACAGAAAAAGAAGAGCAGAGCGAGGAGGAAGAAAGUGAAGAAGAGGAGAGAGAAGAGGAAGACGACGAAGAAGAGGAAGACGAAGAAGAGGAAGACGAAGAAGAGGAAGACGACGAAGAAGAAGAGGAAGAGGACGAAGAAGAAGAAGAGGACGAAGAAGAAGAAGAGGACGAAAAAGAAGAAGGUGAAGAAGAAGAAAAUAAUGAGGAAGAGAGCAACGAAGAGCAAGAAAGUGAGCAAGAUGAAGAAGAUGAAGAAGAAGAUGAUGAAGAAGAAGAAGAAGAAGAAGAGGUUGUCAAAAAGAAAAAGUCUGCUGAUGUCAGAAGUGUAAACAAAGCAAGGAGACCAAAGUCAGGGGUCAAAGGUCAUGGAGGUGAAGAGUUCUGGGAUGAUGUUCUACCUCAGUACCUCAACCUGAAAUAAGUACUCCUUCUUUUUGAGUGUACUCAGACACUGUACACACAGUACUAAUGUACAUGAUAUAUGGAGUACUCAGACAUUGUACACACAGUACUAAUGUACAUGAUAUAUGGAGUACUCAGACAUUGUACACACAGUACUAAUGUACAUGAUAUAUGGAGUACUCAGACAUUGUACACACAGUACUAAUGUACAUGAUAUAUGGAGUAUUCAGACAUUGUACACACAGUACUAAUGUACAUGAUAUAUGGAGUACUCAGACAUUGUACACACAGUACUAAUGUACAUGAUAUAUGGAGUACUCAGACACUGUACACACAGUACUAAUGUACAUGAUGUAUGGCGUAUUCAGACAUUGUACACACAGUACUAAUGUACAUGAUAAAUGGAGUACUCAGACAUUGUACACACAGUACUAAUGUACAUGAUAUAUGGAGUACUCAGACAUUGUACACACAGUACUAAUGUACAUGAUAUAUGGAGUACUCAGACAUUGUACACACA
Messenger RNA from Entelurus aequoreus (snake pipefish), 4300 nucleotides. RefSeq names its product retinitis pigmentosa GTPase regulator b (gene rpgrb). NCBI's taxonomy places the organism in Eukaryota, Metazoa, Chordata, Actinopteri, Syngnathiformes, Syngnathidae. Gene Ontology annotation, cellular component: photoreceptor outer segment. The coding region runs from base 191 to 3799 and encodes 1202 amino acids. Gene Ontology annotation, biological process: ubiquitin-dependent protein catabolic process; visual perception; protein ubiquitination. The transcript is spliced from 14 exons. Gene Ontology annotation, molecular function: ubiquitin protein ligase activity. The record is from RefSeq and is a predicted model, not a curated record.